Messenger RNA from Anoplopoma fimbria (sablefish), 2397 nucleotides. It is a transcript of the gene mfsd13al, whose product is annotated as major facilitator superfamily domain containing 13a-like. The record is from RefSeq and is a predicted model, not a curated record. The coding region runs from base 277 to 1701 and encodes 474 amino acids. The transcript has 7 exons. NCBI's taxonomy places the organism in Eukaryota, Metazoa, Chordata, Actinopteri, Perciformes, Anoplopomatidae.
UUUGACAUGAUUCCUGUUGAAACAGUGUCAGCAAACAUUUGGUGCUGUCCACGAGUAAAAACAUCGUGUACAUUUGAACGCAUUUUGCUCUGGAAUAUUGACCAACUGCACUAUUUUUGCUCUUAACAAUACAUUUUUAGCAAUGCUAAACAACAGUGUAACAUAGUUAAUUGCAGGCGAUAACAUCCCGCUGCAGCUGGACCGACAGGUGACUUUGUUGAUACCUUCGUUACCUGAUCAGUCGUGUCCUUUGAGAAGAAACCCGGCUCCUGGACAAUGGCUUUAGUAAACCUGGGGCUCAAUCCUGCAGCUGUGGCUUAUGCUAUGACCACACUGGGAUCUGGCAUGAUAAACAACAUAUUUAGCUUCUACUAUGUCAAACUCUUUCUUAAUAAAUACAAGAUAUCAGAGGGAGCAUUCCACCAAUCACAAGUGGUGUACAUGGUGUGGAAUGCAAUCAAUGACCCUCUUUUUGGCUACCUGCAAGAUACCUCCAGGGUGCCCUGCUGCUCUCAGAGACGUCUCUCCAUCCUGUACGGCGCUCCCCUCUACUCACUGGCUUUUCUCCUAGCCUGGUUCCCAUGGCAGACCUACGCCCCCGGGGACUGGUUGAGCGGCGUUCACUUGAUGGUGGCGCUGUGCGCUUUUGACAGCAUGCUGACUUUUGUGCUGCUGGCACAGUGUGCGUUGUUUGCAGAGAUUUCCAGCCAACAUGAGAGCCGACUAAGACUUGUAAAGUACAGCCAGGUGGCUUCUCUCAUUGGCUCCUCGAGUGUCCUCUUCUGUGGCGUGUUUUCCAGUAACAUGGAGGACUUUGCGUCCUUCCAAGCCUUCACAGUGCUGAUUGCCGUCCUGAGCUGUGUCUGCAUGCUCUACACGGGCCUCCACAGCGAGAGUCGCUUCGAUAAGAAAGGAUCUGAACCACAUGCACUGAGGUCUGCUGACCAGACAUCCGAUCAAUCAGCAUUUUCCUUUUCCAUGUUAAAAACUUUGACGUGGCAAAUUAUGAGCAACAGGGACUUCAUGCUUUUUGUUUGCAUGAACUUUUUCCAGGUUUUCGUGUUAGCUUUCUUCAAUAAUUUUACCAUGAUAUUUGCUGAGCACCUGAUUCCUCCAGAUGUGCUUCCAUCACUGGCCAAGAGCCUCAUGUAUGGAGCGGGAUUCAUCUGUCCACAGCUGUUAGUGUUGAGCUCUCAGAGUCUGCUCCACGAUCUUGGCUACUAUCGGAUAAUCCUCUACACCUUCUACAUGGAAGCUGGAAUGGCAGCCAUCAUGCUCGCACUCGGUCCUCAGCACUACUAUUUUAUGGCAUUUUUCCUCACCAUUAACAUGGUCAUAAUCCAAGCAGCCUUCAGUCUUUUUGGCUUGCCUUUGGCUGACAUCAUUGACACAGACCUGCAGAAGUACAAGCGCAGUUCCCCUCUUUCCUCCAUGGUCUUUGGGACGAAUGCCCUGUUCACUAAGCCGGCUCAGUCUCUGGCCCCAAUGAUAGUGAUUACUAUCCUCAACCAGUUUGGAUAUGAACAGCUGAAGGACGCUGCAAGGGAUUCAAAUAAAAGCGCCUCAGAGAGUCUCAAUAACGUCAUGUUCUACUUGGUGUGUCUGGUGCCUAUGUGUGUCGCUGCUCUGCAAGCCCUCGCUUGGAGGCCGUUUUCCAUACGCAACAGUCACACAGUCGACAGAAAGUACGUUGACAGCUAACUUCAGUGUUUGGCUGGGAUUUGAGCAAAUUCUUUAUUGCCAAGUAUGAGAUUAUGUUCCCUCUUUCGCUGUAUAUUCGAGGAUUGUACUGUACUGAUGCACUAUGUAUGUGUGUGUGUGUGUGGUGGUGGGGAUGUUAUGUAUUAACAGGAACAUGAUUGCUGUGCUUUGCAAUUAAAGGACCAAUUCAUCAAAAACAUACUAUUUUGUUGUUAAUAGAUAAACUGUACUUGGUGACACAUUGAAACUGAAUGUAAAAUAGGAUAGUUUUGAAAACAAUUGUUGAGAUAAGUUAGUCAUACUCUUGUGGAAUAUAGGAGUAUGUAUAUACCAUUAAUGGUAACAGCCAUUAAAAAAAAUGUCUUUAGCAUCUAAAGGUCCAAGACUACCUCCCAUGUCGGAGCACCUAGUUUAAAAGAAGCUAAGUACAAAAUAUUCAAUUCAGGCAAGGAUUUUGACAUUUCAGGGUUGAUUUCUGGUUGUAUGAUCAGUGGCUGCAGCGCAGCAAAUGCCAUAAUCUUUGCUGUAAACAUGGGCAAAAUUAGCAGUUGCAGAUUUAAUUCCAGCCAGUAAUUAAACUCAAUGCUCUUACAUGCAUUUAUUUAAUCGAUCUGUGUGGCCUUAUACAGACCUGUGUCUCUCUGUAAAUUAUAACCAAUACUUGAGUAGAGCUUACAGGUUUUAAGUCAAAACAUG